AUUACUAUUAAGUCCAAAAAAAACAAGAAUAACUAGAUAAGAGAUAGAGAGAGAUUCGUUGCUUUAUGGCGAAGAAACCAAACUCAUACUAUUAACCUCCAAUCCAAACAAAUCCCAAACAUCCUGUCCUCAAUCAAAUUACGACAACAUACAACAUCUUCAAACUAGUAACUUGAAGCAUAACAUCAACAUAAACCAAAUACGAACCAUAAUCAUUAAAAAGAGGAGGAAGUUUGAAGCCGAGACUCGAAUCAAAAUUGCGGCACUCCUCCCCGCCGUCAGAAACCAUACCUCGUGGCUGAGCUCACACGCGCGACCACCGCAUCUGGCCGGCUCUUCGACGUCCACCGUUCAUGAGUCCCGUCGCGGAAGUGCCCCCGCCGCAUCGCAUCUUCGGGUGCGUUCAAGCCAUGGUCGUUCUUCCGGUUCCGGUAAGUACUGUUCUGUAUUGUAUCUCCUUGUUCAUUUUUGAUGGGGUAACAUAAAUUGAUGAAAGUAUGAAUGUUGUGUGAUUGAGAUAUUUUUUGGAUCUAAUUUGAAACAAGUGAGAGAGGAGACCGUAAAAUUUGAAGAAGAAAUAGAUCUUUUUUUUUACUGAACGUAAAUAUUCGGGAUUAGUAAUGUGUGGUUCUGAUUUCAUUUUUUUAUAUUAUCUAAAUUCCACAUGGCGUCACUCUAUAGGACCUUAACUUUGGUUUGAAAAAGUCAAUAAUUUAUUUAUUAAUCAUUCAUGGUUAUUGUAAUUAUUAGAUAUUAAUUAAAAAAAAGUUUGUUUAAAAUCUAACCUAAAAAAUUUUGUAACACGUGACACUGGAAAUUAGUAGGACUAGUUUUCUUGUUCAUUAUUUAUUAAAUUAAAUCAUCAUAUUUUAUUUUAUUAUUUGUUUGAUAUUUAAAUCUAAUUAGGUUUGAUUAAUUAAUUAAUUUAUUUUAAUUAAAAUUAUUCAAAACAUGAAAACAACAAAUAAAUACAAUAUAUUAAAAUACAAAUAAUAUACUUUUAAUCUCCGCGGGUAAAUCUCAAACAUGUUCAAUCAAACAUUAUCUUAAAAUCAAUUAAGUCAAUAUUUUAGGAAUAACUCGAUGAAUGAGUGGCAAUCUCACCGCAUCUUCGAAUUGGUCGACUCUCGAUGUCGCACCAAUCAAAUAUCUAAAACACAAUUAAAAAUUCAAAAUACAACUAUUCUAAUUCAAUUAAAAUUCUUAAUCAAUUAUCUAAGUAUUAAAACAUAAAAAAAAGGGAUUAUAUGCAAAUUUCUUUUAACUACGAAUCUACGUAAACCACGAACUGCGUACACUUCAAAACACCACAACGAUUCAAAUAAUCAAUAAAUCAUAUAAUCCCAUAAAAAACACCAACAAACACUACGAACUACGUUGACUCUGAUCCUCCAUUAAGGAGGUACGUAGGCAUUUGGACAACCGAAACGAGUCCCCUUCCCCAAAACUAAGUAGGUUUGAGAUUUUAUUCUCUACCCUAUUGUAUACCUUUAACCAUAACUUGUUUUUUAUAAACCUUACCAUAAUACUCUUACAAGCCUCAGAGACAUUUAGAAAACCUUAAGGAAGGGUCAAGGGUGCCUAACACCUUCCCUCGACCCUAAUUUCUCAACUUACCUAGAAACUCUUCUUUAGGUUUUUAUCCCAUGUUUACCCUUAUCUUAGGAUAAAAUAAAAACAUAGGUGGCGACUCUGUAUCUUUUAAGUUAGAAGCUUAAAAUUUUAAAGCCGGUCGUAACAGCUGGUGACUCUACUGGGGACCCUUAGGGCAGAGAAGCACUUAAGGUUUAGGGCAUGUCUCUUUUUGUUUUUAGGGUCUAUGGGGUUAUUUAUUUUAUGUUUUUUUUUAUUUGGCAAAAAUAAAUAUUUUUAUUAUAUUUUGUUAUAUAAUGGCCUGCUUAUGUUUAUAUUUUUUCUUAUUUAAUAUUGGGGAAUUAUCAUAUAUGUGUUUGUUAAACCUUAAGUGUGGGAAGUGUCACUAAGUAAGAGGAGACUUGCAUCGCCUACGAGCUUUAGUGACAAUUCCACUCAGAGUGGGUUGAAUUCCGAGAAAUAUCUUAGACGAGGCUAGACCUUGUCGAGGGUAGGAUGCAGAAUUUGGCUGAUCUCUCUGGGAAACUACCCCUAAAAUUCAAACCUCAUGGACAAAAGAGUCCUUCUAAAAAUCCAAAGAAACAAGAAGUUUCGGAGGAUAUGAAGGGCCCCAUGAGACCCUUAGAAUUAAACCACCUUUGGGAAGGGUAGAAAUUCUGUAGGACGAACUUAUGAACCUACGUACUAAGGUAAUUAUAUCAUCCCAUCCAUCUUGGGAAACCUUCCCGAGAAGGACUUUGUUUUGUAAGCCUAAGUCUACAUAGGAUCACCUCCCACGAUUAUCAUCCCUUAGACUCAUAAGGAUAUUAUUUCGCUUAACCUGGAUCCCUAGCCUGUAGGGAUUCCCUUUUAAUCUGACAUUGUCUAUAAGACCUCUCAGAUUUUGGUUUAAGUGGAUGUUCCUCCGUCCCCGAAUGCGUAACAUGUGGCCUCAUGAUGGCCACGUGAUGAGGAGACUCUUGAUGGAUCCCCGAGCGCUCGCAUACCGCGUAUCCUCAAUCAAUAUUCAAACCUAGUCAUUCGUUCGUUAGACUUUGAAUCCACACCCUCAGAUAUUUAUUCUGAGGGCCAUUAGAUUUGAAGUGAGCCGUCCAUGGGAUUUAUUAACGCCAAUAGGCAAUCCAAGCCAUCCGUUCAUUAGACUUUGAAUCUACGCCCUCGGAUAUCUAUUUUGAGGGCCAUUAUAUUAGAAGCGAACGACUCAUGAGAUCUGGUGACCAUCUUUAACGGUCACCAUGUGUUCUUUCCCACGCAUUCCCUAGCUUGUAGGGGUUUCCUUUGUUUAUUGCAAUCCCUAGCCUAUAGGAAUUCCUUUUGAAGAUCUUGUUCUUCCCAUGAAGGACAUCUUCGUUAAUGCACGUCACAUGGCCUCCCGACGGCCAUGGGAUCUGGUGUCUGUUGAACAGUCACCAAAUGCUAUCUUCUACGCAUUCCCUAGCCUGUAGGGAUUUCUUUUAUUGUGUCAUAGUCGCUAGCUUGUAGGGAUUUCCGUCUAUCUAGAAUAAUCCUUAGCCUAUGUUGGUUUCUUUCCUCGUACCACACAUUGUCUUACAUUCAUACAUUUGCAUUUGCAUUUCCACCAUCGCCUGUGUCCAAUAUUUGCUAUGCUAGCUGAUUUCCCAAGACCCGUGAAGAAACUCGAAAGGUCUUAAAUUGUGGAGAGAGGAAAAUUAACUAUUGGAGAUUCAAAUGAGUUUGGUCCUACGAAUAGAAAAAGCCGCCCUUCACUAUACAAGCUACAUGCUUACGCCUACACAUACGCCCCAAAUUCAAUUAUCAUUGGAGAUUCCCCUGCAUCGAGAUCAACUGCCUUCUCAACAAAAUUGGUAUGCCCAAGGAGAAUAAAAGAUCACCCUUUACUUCUACAAGUCAAAGAACUAAGAAGUAAAACAAAGUCAUUGGAUCAACAAAGGAGAAUGUUCAUAGGAUCAAUAGGUUUUGUCAUCUCAAAUUGUAAUUUAUAUGAUCGCUAAGUGUUAUUUGGUAUAAACGUUGUACUUUUCGAUCAAUAAUUCUAAUAAAAUAAUCAUGCAUGUUUUGAAUGAAAUCCAUUUGUUUCACUCUUUCAUAUAUGUGAAUAUCAAUACUUUUCCAUUGCAAUUAUCAACUUUCCACUUCCAUUUUAACAAACUUCAGGGAGAAUGACGAAUUAAAAUGACUAAAAUUUUGCUAAACGUACGCUUUCAAUGUAAGACCGAGCUGAUGAUGUAAGGCAUUGUUUCAAAAUCCUAAACAGUGGAGAAAUAAGGAGAUAAUCCGUAGUCAACCCCCUCGAGCCAAAAGUUGGAGUUGUUUCUAUUUUUUCAAAUAAACCUUACUUUUAACCAGGGGCAGGUAGAUUUCAAUUAAUUCAAUGGUGCAUUUUAUUCUCAGGAGAAUUGGUAAAUUAAAGCAAUGGUUCAAGCACAUUUGUUUCCUCACAUCCAUGAUCAAUGAAUUAAUAAGGACAAAGCUUACAAUAAUCAAAGUCAACACGGCAGUCACAACGUUCAAAAUCAAAAAAGAAAAAUUUCAAAAGAACAAUUCUAAGAAAAGAAAGCCCGCUAAGUUAAAAAAUAAAACUUAGGCAAAAAAAUCAGGGCAUCCCGAUGGACCGCAAAUUCGAAAGAAUUGGUUCAUGCAAAAAUAAGGGAUUAAAAACAAGGAAAUUAGAGAAUAAUCUCGUGACUGCCAUCUCAAAAAUCAUCAAAAGCUUCUUAUCAACGCUUGGAUCUUAUUAAUGCUCUUCAUUGGCGCUUGAAUCUUUAUCAAUACUACGACUACGAAAAAUUCUCUUGCAAACUGAAUGCAUUCAUUGGAUUAAGUGGAUUUUAGGAUUGGAGAAAAUCAAGGAGAAUUGGGUGGGUUUAAAUAAAUUUUGAGCCUUAUAUCCUUUGUUUCUUAAACCGCGAACCAAGGCCACAUUACAACCUGCGAAAGUCCUAAUUGAAGCUAGGUCGACUAUGAAAGCAUAUUAAGCAUAAUUUGUGUUAUACUGACUCCUGUGUUUGUUAAAUUAUUGCUAACCACUUCGUUUCUUCAAACAUCCAUCUCUAAUCAUCCAUCUUUAUUUCAUAACGAACUUCAAUUUCAAAACUGGCAUGUGCAUAACUAAGAAUUACUUUUCAAAGGGUACGACUUUAUCUACAAAUAAAUACUUAGCAUGAAAGAAAUCUCGAAAUUGGUUUAACCAAAGGCGAUCAUUUCUAACAAAAGACUCUUGAAUGGGGAACCACCUCCAGAGGGUUUUCCUAAACAGGGGCAAAAUCUCAAGGAUUAUAAAGGCAUGCGAUCAAAGAUCCUAUUUACUAGGGGCAUUCUUCCUAAGGUCCAAUUGACUUGGGUCACAUCUCGAAGCAAUCUCAAUCAGGGGCAUGUCAAACAUGGGAGGUAUUUAAACUAAAAGGAUAGAACAAUAUGGAUAACCCUCCAUAUCCUGGAGAUCAAGGGCAUACCCUUCAAUAUAAAAGUCGAAACGUGUGACAAGAUUAUUUCCCGGGGUACUUCCUUCAUAGCUUGAAGAUCAUAAGCAUCUUUUCCCACGAAAAUAUUGGGGCAAUGGAUAUCAAAUCCAUAAGACGCACAGCAAAAGGAAAAGGCAUCCUCACACUUUACAACCUCGAACCAAUCUUCCUCUUAACUACGAUCUUCAAAGUUAAAAAAAAAAACAGGAUUGGGAAGUCGCGCUAACAUCCUAUCGUACAACAUUAGCGAAUUAUAUACGCUUUGGUUAUCAACAACCUAUCAUUGGAGCAUCAUGCAAAUACGUAUAAAUCACGCAUUACAUACAUUGGUUAAUACAUUACACCACAUCUUUUUAGGUAGUCUUCUUUAAGACAAAUCUUACGAUCCUUUAUAGGAACCUUUUCAGGCAGUCUUAUUUAAAACGAAUUGUCAUCCUCUCUUGGAACCUCUUCAGGUAGUCUUCUCUAAGACUUUCUUUUUCUAAGAGCCUUUCUAGGUAGUCUUUUCUAAGACAUUCAUCAUCCUUUCCAGGAACCUCUUCAGGUAGUCUUCUUUAAGACUUUCUUUUUCUUAGAGCCUUUCUAGGUAGUCUUUUCUAAGACAUUCAUCAUCCUUUCCAGGAACCUCUUCAGGUAGUCUUCUUUAAGACAUUCCUCAUCCUUUUCUAAGAACCUCUUCAGGUAGUCUUUAAGACAAAUUUUAUCCUUUCUAAGGACCUUUUCAGGUAGUCUUCUUUAAGACAAAUGUUCAUAUCCAUUCCGGAAACCUUUUCAGGUAGUCUUAUAGAAGACAUUAUUUCACUCCACUCGUUACAUCAAUCAACAUAUGCAUGAUCAUAAGCAUUAUCCCAUACAUCAAAACAUCCAAAUCAUACAAAGUCCAGUUCUCGUCCUAGCAAAUCAUUACAAAGUCCAGUUCUCGUCCUGGCAAAUCCUUACAAUGACCAGUUCUUGUCCUGGCAAAUCCUUACAAAGUCCAGUUCUCGUCCUGGCAAAUUCUUACAAAGUCCAGUUCUCGUCCUGGCAAAUCAUUACAAAGUCCAGUUCUCGUCCUGGCAAGCCAUUACAAAGACCAGUUCUCGUCCUGGCAAAUCCUUAAAAAGACCAGUUCUCGUCCUGGCAAAUCCUUAUAAAGUCCAGUUCUCGUCCUGGAAAAUUCUUACAAAGUCCAGUUCUCGUCCUGGAAAAUUCUUACAAAGUCCAGUUCUCGUCCUGGCAAAUCAUUACAGAGUCGAGUUCUUGUCCUGGAAAAUCCUUACAAAAUCCAGUUCCCGUCUGGUAGUCAGUUCUCGUCUGACUGUUACAUAAAAAUCCAAUUCUCGUUUGGUAGUCAGUUCUCGUCUGACUGUUACUGUAAUAUCCAAUUCUCGUUUGGCAGUCAGUUCCCGUCUGACUGUUAUGUCUAAAUCCGAUUCUCGUUUGGUAGUCAGUUCCCGUCUGACUGUUACAUAAAAACCCAAUUUCCGUCUGGAAAAUUAUUUCAAAGUCCAAUCACACGUCUGCUUCCCGGUAACCUUACCGAUGCCAGUAACCUUACUGAGAUAUCCUUCCCAAUCGCCUGAUCGAUGUUUUCCGGUAACCUUACCGAUGCCAGUAACCUUACUGUCUGUUCAUUUUCCAAUCACCUGAUUGACGUAUCCCGGUAACCUUACCGAUGUUAAGUAACCUUACUAUCUUGAUCUCUUUCCGGUAACCUUACCAACAAUAUUGGCUUUACUAUGUUUUUCAUCUGGUAACCUUGCCAACGCUAGUAAGCCUAUUAUUGUUUAUUUUCACAAAUUAUUUCUAAACUCGGGUCAAAUUUUGGGGUCUUCCGGUAUUUAAUAACCCUUCGAUUCGAACGUGUGAGACCUGCGUAUUCUCACGCCUUUCAAUCGAAGAGUAAUUAAAUAGGGGCAACUGUCAUACCCCAAAAUUUGGCCGCCCAAUUUCAAACAUAUAAAUGAUUUUUUUAAACUUGAGUUUGUAAAUCGUUUAAGUUUAUUCUUAUAUUUUGAGUCAUAUUUAUUUGCAAUUUAAGUUGCCGUUUAAAAAUAUAAAAUAGUUUGAUUUUAAUUAUUUAUAUUUUUAUAGAAAAAAAAACUUGCUUACCUUUCACAUACUUGCAAAAGGCUAUUUAUCUUGAAUGAAUAGCCUAGCAUAGUUGGUAAGGAAUUAGAGCUUGCAAAUCCCAGUUCAUGAGUUCAAAUCCCACCGCCGAGUAGUUAAAAAAAUUAAGAUUUUAAUUAUUAUUAUCUAUUAUCUAUAUUAUUAAUUCUAAAUAACUAUUAAUAUUAGAUUUAAGUUUAUUAUUAUUUUAAAGUUAUAGCUAGGCUAUUAUAGUUAUUAUUAGUACUAUUUCUGUUACAUAAUUAUUAUUAUUACUAUUAAGUCCAAAAAAAGCAAGAAUAACUAGAUAAGAGAUAGAGAGAGAUUCGUUCCUUUAUGGCGAAGAAACCAAACUCAUACUAUUAACCUCCAAUCCAAACAAAUCCCAAACAUCCUGUCCUCAAUCAAAUUACGACAACAUACAACAUCUUCAAACUAGUAACUUGAAGCAUAACAUCAACAUAAACCAAAUACGAACCAUAAUCAUUAAAAAGAGGAGGAAGUUUGAAGCCGAGACUCGAAUCAAAACUGCGGCACUCCUCCCCGCCGUCAGAAACCAUACCUCGUGGCUGAGCUCACACGCGCGACCACCACAUCUGGCCGGCUCUUCGACGUCCACCGUUCAUGAGUCCCGUCGCGGAAGUGCCCCCGCCGCAUCGCAUCUUCGGGUGCGUUCAAGCCAUGGUCGUUCUUCCGGUUCCGGUAAGUACUGUUCUGUAUUGUAUCUCCUUGUUCAUUUUUGAUGGGGUAACAUAAAUUGAUGAAAGUAUGAAUGUUGUGUGAUUGAGAUAUUUUUUGGAUCUAAUUUGAAACAAGUGAGAGAGGAGACCGUAAAAUUUGAAGAAGAAAUAGAUCUUUUUUUUACUGAACGUAAAUAUUCGGGACUAGUAAUGUGUGGUUCUGAUUUCAUUUUUUUAUAUUAUCUAAAUUCCACAUGGCGUCACUCUAUAGGACCUUAACUUUGGUUUGAAAAACUCAAUAAUUUAUUUAUUAAUCAUUCAUGGUUAUUGUAAUUAUUAGAUAUUAAUUAAAAAAAAGUUUGUUUAAAAUCUAACCUAAAAAAUUUUGUAACACGUGACACUGGAAAUUAGUAGGACUAGUUUUCUUGUUCAUUAUUUAUUAAAUUAAAUCAUCAUAUUUUAUUUUAUUAUUUGUUUGAUAUUUAAAUCUAAUUAGGUUUGAUUAAUUAAUUUAUUUAUUUUAAUUAAAAUUAUUCAAAACAUGAAAACAACAAAUAAAUACAAUAUAUUAAAAUACAAAUAAUAUACUUUUAAUCUCCGCGGGUAAAUCUCAAACAUGUUCAAUCAAACAUUAUCUUAAAAUCAAUUAAGUCAAUAUUUUAGGAAUAACUCGAUGAAUGAGUGGCAAUCUCACCGCAUCUUCGAAUUGGUCGACUCUCGAUGUCGCACCAAUCAAAUAUCUAAAACACAAUUAAAAAUUCAAAAUACAACUAUUCUAAUUCAAUUAAAAUUCUUAAUCAAUUAUCUAAGUAUUAAAACAUAAAAAAAAGGGAUUAUAUGCAAAUUGUAAAUUUGUUUAUUUUAAUUACGAAUCUACGUAAACCACGAACUGCGUACACUUCAAAACACCACAACGAUUCAAAUAAUCAAUAAAUCAUAUAAUCCCAUAAAAAACACCAACAAACACUACGAACUACGUUGACUCUGAUCCUCCAUUAAGGAGGUACGUAGGCAUUUGGACAACCGAAACGAGUCCCCUUCCCCCAAAACUAAGUAGGUUUGAGAUUUUAUUCUCUACCCUAUUGUAUACCUUUAACCAUAACUUGUUUUUUAUAAACCUUACCAUAAUACUCUUACAAGCCUCAGAGACAUUUAGAAAACCUUAAGGAAGGGUCAAGGGUGCCUAACACCUUCCCUCGACCCUAAUUUCUCAACUUACCUAGAAACUCUUAUUUAGGUUUUUAUCCCAUGUUUACCCUUAUCUUAGGAUAAAAUAAAAACAUAGGUGGCGACUCUGUAUCUUUUAAGUUAGAAGCUUAAAAUUUUAAAGCCGGUCGUAACAGCUGGCGACUCUGCUGGGGACCCUUAGGGCAGAGAAGCACUUAAGGUUUAGGGCAUGUCUCUUUUUGUUUUUAGGGUCUAUGGGGUUAUUUAUUUUAUGGUUUUUUUUUAUUUGGCAAAAAUAAAUAUUUUUAUUAUAUUUUGUUAUAUAAUUGCAUGCUUAUGUUUAUAUUUUUUCUUAUUUAAUAUUGGGGAAUUAUCAUAUAUGUGUUUGUUAAACCUUAAGUGUGGGAAGUGUCACUAAGUAAGAGGAGACUUGCAUCGCCUACGAGCUUUAGUGACAAUUCCACUCAGAGUGGGUUGAAUUCCGAGAAAUAUCUUAGACGAGGCUAGAACUUAUCGAGGGUAGGAUGCGGAAUUUGGCUGAUCUCUCUGGGAACCUACCCCUAAAAUUCAAACCUCAUGGACAAAAGAGUCCUUCUAAAAAUCCAAAGAAACAAGAAGUUUCGGAGGAUAUGAAGGGCCCCAUGAGACCCUUAGAAUUAAACCACCUUUGGGAAGGGUAGAAAUUUCGUAGGACGAACUUAUGAACCUACGUACUAAGGUAAUUAUAUCAUCCCAUCCAUCUUGGGAAACCUUCCCGAGAAGGACUUUGUUUUGUAAGCCUAAGUCUACAUGGGAUCACCUCCCACGAUUAUCAUCCCUUAGACUCAUAAGGAUAUUAUUUCGCUUAACCUGGAUCCCUAGCCUGUAGGGAUUCCCUUUUAAUCUGACAUUGUCUAUAAGACCUCUUAGAUUUUGGUUUAAGUGGAUGUUCCUCCGUCCCCGAAUGCGUAACAUGUGGCCUCAUGAUGGCCACGUGAUGAGGAGACUCUUGAUGGAUCCCCGAGCGCUCGCAUACCGCGUAUCCUCAAUCAAUAUUCAAACCUAGUCAUUCGUUCGUUAGACUUUGAAUCCACACCCUUAGAUAUUUAUUCUGAGGGCCAUUAGAUUUGAAGUGAGCCGUCCAUGGGAUUUAUUAACGCCAAUAGGCAAUCCAAGCCAUCCGUUCAUUAGACUUUGAAUCUACGCCCUCGGAUAUCUAUUUUGAGGGCCAUUAUAUUUGAAGCGAACGACUCAUGAGAUCUGGUGACCAUCUUGAACGGUCACCAUGUGUUCUUUCCCACGCAUUCCCUAGCUUGUAGGGGUUUCCUUUGUUUAUUGCAAUCCCUAGCCUAUAGGAAUUCCUUUUGAAGAUCUUGUUCUUCCCAUGAAGGACAUCUUCGUUAAUGCACGUCACAUGGCCUCCCGACGGCCAUGGGAUCUGGUGUCUGUUGAACAGUAACCAAAUGCUAUCUUCUACGCAUUCCCUAGCCUGUAGGGAUUUCUUUUAUUGUGUCAUAGUCGCUAGCCUGUAGGGAUUUCCGUCUAUCUAGCAUAAUCCUUAGCCUAUGUUGGUUUCUUUCCUCGUACCACACAUUGUCUUACAUUCAUACAUUUGCAUUUGCAUUUCCACCAUCGCCCGUGUCCAAUAUUUGCUAUGCUAGCUGAUUUCCCAAGACCCGUGAAGAAACUCGAAACGUCUUAAACUGUGGAGAGAGGAAAAUUAACUAUUGGAGAUUCAAAUGAGUUUGGUCCUACGAAUAGAAAAGGCCGCCUUUCACUAUACAAGCUACAUGCUUACGCCUACACAUACGCCCCAAAUUCAAUUAUCAUUGGAGAUUCCCCUGCAUCGAGAUCAACUACCUUCUCAACAAAAUUGGUAUGCCCAAGGAGAAUAAAAGAUCACCCUUUACUUCUACAAGUCAAAGAACUAAGAAGUAAAACAAAGUCAUUGGAUCAACAAAGGAGAAUGUUCAUAGGAUCAAUAGGUUUUGUCAUCUCAAAUUGUAAUUUAUAUGAUCGCUAAGUGUUAUUUGGUAUAAACGUUGUACUUUUCGAUCAAUAAUUCUAAUAAAAUAAUCAUGCAUGUUUUGAAUGAAAUCCAUUCGUUUCACUCUUUCAUAUAUGUGAAUAUCAAUACUUUUCCAUUGCAAUUAUCAACUUUCCACUUCCAUUUUAACAAACUUCGAGGGAGAAUGACGAAUUAAAAUGACUAAAAUUUUGCUAAACGUACGCUUUCAAUGUAAGACCGAGCUGAUGAUGUAAGGCAUUGUUUCAAAAUCCUAAACAGUGGAGAAAUAAGGAGAUAAUCCGUAGUCAACCCCCUCGAGCCAAAAGUUGGAGUUGUUUCUAUUUUUUUCAAAUAAACCUUACUUUUAACCAGGGGCAGGGUAGAUUUCAAUUAAUUCAAUGGUGCAUUUUAUUCUCAGGAGAAUUGGUAAAUUAAAGCAAUGGUUCAAGCACAUUUGUUUCCUCACAUCCAUGAUCAAUGAAUUAAUAAGGACAAAGCUUACAAUAAUCAAAGUCAACACGGCAGUCACAACGUUCAAAAUCAAAAAAGAAAAAUUUCAAAAGAACAAUUCUAAGAAAAGAAAGCCCGCUAAGUUAAAAAAUAAAACUUAGGCAAAAAAAUCAGGGCAUCCCGAUGGACCGCAAAUUCGAAAGAAUUGGUUCAUGCAAAAAUAAGGGAUUAAAAACAAGGAAAUUAGAGAAUAAUCUAGUGACUUCCAUCUCAAAAAUCAUCAAAAGCUUCUUAUCAACGCUUGGAUCUUAUUAAUGCUCUUCAUUGGCGCUUGAAUCUUUAUCAAUACUACGACUACGAAAAAUUCUCUUGCAAACUGAAUGCAUUCAUUGGAUUAAGUGGAUUUUAGGAUUGGAGAAAAUCAAGGAGAAUUGGGUGGGUUUAAAUAAAUUUUGAGCCUUAUAUCCUUUGUUUCUUAAACCGCGAACCAAGGCCACAUUACAACCUGCGAAAGUCCUAAUUGAAGCUAGGUCGACUAUGAAAGCAUAUUAAGCAUAAUUUGUGUUAUACUGACUCCUGUGUUUGUUAAAUUAUUGCUAACCACUUCGUUUCUUCAAACAUCCAUCUCUAAUCAUCCAUCUUUAUUUCAUAACGAACUUCAAUUUCAAAACUGGUAUGUGCAUAACUAAGAAUUACUUUUCAAAGGGUACGACUUUAUCUACAAAUAAAUACUUAGCAUCAAAGAAAUCUCGAAAUUGGUUUAACCAAAGGCGAUCAUUUCUAACAAAAGACUCUUGAAUGGGGAACCACCUCCAGAGGGUUUUCCUAAACAGGGGCAAAAUCUCAAGGAUUAUAAAGGCAUGCGAUCAAAGAUCCUAUUUACUAGGGGCAUUCUUCCUAAGGUCCAAUUGACUUGGGUCACAUCUCGAAGCAAUCUCAAUCAGGGGCAUGUCAAACAUGGGAGGUAUUUAAACUAAAAGGAUAGAACAAUAUGGAUAACCCUCCAUAUCCUGGAGAUCAAGGGCAUACCCUUCAAUAUAAAAGUCGAAACGUGUGACAAGAUUAUUUCCCGGGGUACUUCCUUCAUAGCUUGAAGAUCAUAAGCAUCUUUUCCCACGAAAAUAUUGGGGCAAUGGAUAUCAAAUCCAUAAGACGCACAGCAAAAGGAAAAGGCAUCCUCACACUUUACAACCUCGAACCAAUCUUCCUCUUAACUACGAUCUUCAAAGUUAAAAAAAACAGGAUUGGGAAGUCGCGCUAACAUCCUAUCGUACAACAUUAGCGAAUUAUAUACGCUUUGGUUAUCAACAACCUAUCAUUGGAGCAUCAUGCAAAUACGUAUAAAUCACGCAUUACAUACAUUGGUUAAUACAUUACACCACAUCUUUUUAGGUAGUCUUCUUUAAGACAAAUCUUACAAUCCUUUAUAGGAACCUUUUCAGGCAGUCUUAUUUAAAACGAAUUGUCAUCCUCUCUAGGAACCUCUUCAGGUAGUCUUCUCUAAGACUUUCUUUUUCUAAGAGCCUUUCUAGGUAGUCUUUUCUAAGACAUUCAUCAUCCUUUCCAGGAACCUCUUCAGGUAGUCUUCUUUAAGACUUUCUUUUUCUUAGAGCCUUUCUAGGUAGUCUUUUCUAAGACAUUCAUCAUCCUUUCCAGGAACCUCUUCAGGUAGUCUUCUUUAAGACAUUCCUCAUCCUUUUCUAAGAACCUCUUCAGGUAGUCUUUAAGACAAAUUUUAUCCUUUCUAAGGACCUUUUCAGGUAGUCUUCUUUAAGACAAAUGUUCAUAUCCAUUCCGGAAACCUUUUCAGGUAGUCUUAUAGAAGACAUUAUUUCACUCCACUCGUUACAUCAAUCAACAUAUGCAUGAUCAUAAGCAUUAUCCCAUACAUCAAAACAUCCAAAUCAUACAAAGUCCAGUUCUCGUCCUGGCAAAUCAUUACAAAGUCCAGUUCUCGUCCUGGCAAAUCCUUACAAAGACCAGUUCUUGUCCUGGCAAAUCCUUACAAAGUCCAGUUCUCGUCCUGGCAAAUUCUUACAAAGUCCAGUUCUCGUCCUGGCAAAUCAUUACAAAGUCCAGUUCUCGUCCUGGCAAGCCAUUACACAGACCAGUUCUCGUCCUGGCAAAUCAUUACAAAGUCCAGUUCUCGUCCUGGCAAAUCCUUACAAUGACCAGUUCUUGUCCUGGCAAAUCCUUACAAAGUCCAGUUCUCGUCCUGGCAAAUUCUUACAAAGUCCAGUUCUCGUCUUGGCAAAUCAUUACAGAGUCGAGUUCUCGUCCUGGAAAAUCCUUACAAAAUCCAGUUCCCGUCUGGUAGUCAGUUCUCGUCUGACUGUUACAUAAAAAUCCACUUCUCGUUUGGUAGUCAGUUCUCGUCUGACUGUUACUGCAAAAUCUAAUUCUCGUUUGGUAGUCAGUUCCCGUCUGACUGUUAUGUCUAAAUCCAAUUCUCGUUUGGUAGUCAGUUCCCGUCUGACUGUUACAUAAAAACCCAAUUUCCGUCUGGAAAAUUAUUUCAAAGUCCAAUCACACGUCUGCUUCCCGGUAACCUUACCGAUGCCAGUAACCUUACUGAGAUAUCCUUCCCAAUCGCCUGAUCGAUGUUUUCCGGUAACCUUACCGAUGCCAGUAACCUUACUGUCUGUUCAUUUUCCAAUCACCUGAUUGACGUAUCCCGGUAACCUUACCGAUGUUAAGUAAACUUACUAUCUUGAUCUCUUUCCGGUAACCUUACCAACGAUAUUGGCUUUACUAUGUUUUUCAUCUGGUAACCUUGCCAGCGCUAGUAAGCCUAUUAUUGUUUAUUUUCACAAAUUAUUUCUAAACUCGGGUCAAAUUUUGGGGUCUUCCAGUAUUUAAUAACCCUUCGAUUCGAACGUGUGAGACCUGCGUAUUCUCACGCCUUUCAAUCGAAGAGUAAUUAAAUAGGGGCAACUGUCAUACCCCAAAAUUUGACCGCCCAAUUUCAAACAUAUAAAUGAUUUUUUAUAAACUUGAGUUUGUAAAUCGUUUAGGUUUAUUUUGAGUUAUAUUUUUAUAGAAAAAAAAACUUGCUUACCUUUCACAUACUUGCAAAAGGCUAUUUAUCUUGAAUGAAUAGCCUAGCAUAGUUGGUAAGGAAUUAGAGCUUGCAAAUGCCAGUUCAUGAGUUCAAAUCCCACCGCCGAGUAGUUAAAAAGAUUUAGAUUUUAAUUAUUAUUAUCUAUUAUCUAUAUUAUUAAUUCUAAAUAACUAUUAAUAUUAGAUUUAAGUUUAUUAUUAUUUUAAAGUUAUAGUUAGGCUAUUAUAGUUAUUAUAAGUACUAUUUCUGUUACAUAAUAAUUAUUAUUACUAUUAUGUCCAAUAAAAAACAAGAAUAACUAGAUAAGAGAUAGAGAGAGAUUCGUUCCUUUAUGGCGAAGAAACCAAACUCAUACUAUUAACCUCCAAUCCAAACAAAUCCCAAACAUCCUGUCCUCAAUCAAAUUACGACAACAUACAACAUCUUCAAACUAGUACCUUGAAGCAUAACAUCAACAUAAACCAAAUACGAACCAUAAUCAUUAAAAAGAGGAGGAAGUUUGAAGCCGAGACUCGAAUCAAAACUGCGGCACUCCUCCCCGCCGUCAGAAACCAUACCUCGUGGCUGAGCUCACACGCGCGGCCACCGCAUCUGGCCGGCUCUUCGACGUCCACCGUUCAUGAGUCCCGUCGCGGAAGUGCCCCCGCCGCAUCGCAUCUUCGGGUGCGUUCAAGCCAUGGUCGUUCUUCCGGUUCCGGGUUAGCCAACCGGUCAAAGCUCAAAUGUCCGGUAACCCUAGAAACUCAUCUUUUUUUUUAAUUUUCUUGCUUUAAAUUAUUACUUAUGUCAAACCUCCUUCCUCUGGUGGGGUUUUUAUUAUUGCCUUUUCCCCUUCCCCAUGUUUUAUCAUGUAACUGCUUCGAGCUGCAUUAUAUUACCGCGGGGUUAGUAAUUUAGGGAGUGCAACCUUGAACUGAAUCUAGAAUCACUUAAUUACAAGAUAACUUACUCUGAAUCUGAUCACGUGAUUGUUGCACCCACACACCUUUUAUGGUACCCCUCUUGUUGCAUGUUUCCUAUUGCCUUAUGUUUUUCAGUGCAGAAUAGCCAAUUCCCUCGAAUACGAGGAUACCUCAGCAAUGUUGCCCCCAGUUCAUUCAGAUCAUAAGUCCCUAAUGAUGCUGCCUUCAAUUCACUAAUAUGAUCUCGUCCCUUGAAGUUGCCUACGAAGUGCUAAGUAUCCUCCGGUUGCCUAACGAAUGGCUAUUCUGAUCCUUCCCUUAUACUACUUGCCCCUCUAUGGCAGGGACAGUCUUGUGAGGAACGAUGAUUCGACGACCCUUCAACCUCCAAAUAAAAGGACUUCCCUACCCACCUAUGGUAUGGAUAGACCCUUUCGCCCGAAAGACUUAAAGAACAUGAAAGACAAAAUUAGGGUAGGUAGUUCUUAAUUGCUUGCUCAAUACUUCAAAUUACUUUUCAUAAUCUCUUUUCAAAUCAAUUCAAAAAGGCCACGCUUACUUACAAGCUAAAGUCCUUAUUCAAAACAUCUUUUCUUCAAACAAUUUCAAACAAAACAAAGUGAGCUAAGCAAUUAAGAGCCCAUGGAUAACCAUGGAUGCAAACGGUGCUUUAAACCUUCCCUUUGUAUAAAUUACCCCCCCGAACUCAAAAUCUUUUUUAAAAGGUCUUUUUCUGUUCUUUUAGCCUUUCUGUUAAUUUGGAUAAAAUAAAAGUCGGUGGCGACUCUUGCUUACCGCGGUAUUUCGAUAAAGUCAGUUCACCGUAUUACAGUAUAUUUGUUUGCAUGCAUCAUACAUCAUAUGCAUUUUUUUAUCAUGUCUUAUCCACAGGUAAAAAAAAAGAAGAAUAAAAAAAUAAUAAUUCUUUUUGGUGAAUAUUCAGGAAAAUGAACACUAAGAAGACUAUUGUCCACCUUACUGUCUCAGUGCCUGAUAUCAAAAAGCUAAGGAUAACCAGGGACAAAAUGUCAUCAAAUGCUUUAAACAGGUUUGUGGGUCGCUACGGUGACAUUCUGGAUUUGCUCAAGGUUAAGGUUCAAGAGGAAGCUAUCACCGCUCUGGUUCAGUUCUAUGAUCCUCCGCUUAGAUGUUUCAGUUUUCAGGAUUUUCAGUUAGCUCCUACCUUGGAAGAGAUGGGUACUAUGCUUGGGUUUUCAAGGAUUAAAAAGGAGUUUUAUACAGGUGCUGGAAAGAAAGUUGAGAUUUCUGAUUUGGCCAAAGCCUUAGAAGUGCCCGUUGCGGAUUUAGAAUCUAACUACAAAACUGAUGGUAAUGUACAUGGGAUUAGGAGAACUUAUUUAGAAGCUCAAGCUAUGUCUUAUGCUCAAAAGAAACAAUGGGACAUUUGUGGAUAUUUUUUUGGCUCUUUUAAUUUUUUGUGUUAUUUUGUUGCCAAAGAAGGCAGAGUAUGUUGAUCACGGCGCUAUUCAUGUUUUCACAUCCUUCAGGAAUUCAAAUGAGGAUCCAACUCCUAGUAUUCUUGCUAAUAUUUAUUAUACCAUCCAUGAUCGAUAUGAAAAGAAAAGGGGAAUGAUAUUCUGUUGUGUUCAUUUAUUGUACUCUUGGUUGACUUCUCAUCUUUACAAAUGCAACUAUUUGAUCAAAGAUUUGACUAGGCAUGAAUGGUCUCAAAAAUUAAGGGCUCUCAAAGCGGAUUCUAUCUUUUGGUUUGCAAGGAAAUUGAACUCCGAUAGAAUUAUUUAAAAAUGUGGAGAAUUCAACAAUGUGCCUUUAAUGGGAACUUUAGGUUGUAUUAAUUAUAACCCCGUGUUAGCAUUGCGCCAAUUGGGUCAUUCUAUGGAUUGUGAGCCCUCCAAGCAACAAGUGGAGGAAUUGAUUUUACAUUACAACGGAAAAGGUGAUCCUAGGACAUUAAAGAAAAUAAUUCAAGAUCGGAAGCAUGUUAAAACAAAUAAUUUUGGGCCGAAGAAUGUUAUUGCUAAGGAACCUUACACUAAAUGGGUUCAAGAGAGAGUUGGAAAGAUUUUACUUCCUUUUGUUGUGGAUCCCACAUACAAGUCCGAUUCUCCUAAUCCUGUUUCUCUAUCCAUCAAAGAGAUAGAAGGAAUCAAGGCUGCCCUAGAGGCAUCCCGUAAGGAAAAGGAAAAAUUAGAGCUUGACAUACAUCGACUUUCCAACGAAAAGAGCCAACUACGCUUCAAUCUUAAAGAAAAGAACCAAGAGCUUUAAGCCACUAAGGAAGAAAAUGAUAGACAAAGGAGUAAAAGAAAGCGUGCAACCGAAGGAGUCCUAAGUGCUAACUUUAAUUUACUUGCACAUAAUGAAAGGUUAGAACAAGCGGGUGUGGAAAUUGCAAGGUGGAGAAGGCGUUAUGAAAAGGCUUCCCAUGAUAAAGAGGAAUCCGAGAAAAAUCUAGAAGUUGUGGUCUUUGAAUUAACUGAUAGGACUAAAGAUCAAGAGGUGGAAAUAAGGAAUCUCAAUUUUGACCUUCAAGAAGCCCGCAAUUCUGGACAAGAGGAACGCACAAGGAGAUUGACUACGGAGGAAGCACUUUUACAGCGCACCGGGGAGUAUAAUAGAGCACUUCUAGCUAUGGCCUCACAUAAGCAAGUAUUCAUAAGGCAAAGGGAGAUAUUUGAGGAGGCAAGGGAUGAAAGGGACUAUUGGAGAAGACAAUAUACAAUUGUUUCCACGGUGAAUGUGCAUGUGAGCAUGGUUCCUAAAAUGCUUGAAGAUUAUAAGAAAUGUCGUGAUAAUUAUAACAAGCUAGUCUUCUUAUGCAACGACUUAAUCCAAGACAUUCCGAAGAGUUUGGAAAGAGCAGAAUCAUCCCCCAUCAUCCUUCCCGAAGUAGUGAAGGAAUUCAUGGAGCUUUGUAGAGACAUGGUGGACAAGUUCAAGGAGGAUAUUCAUAGGCGUUCUUAGUCAUUUAUAGUUUUUUAACUUUAAUUUUGGAAGUUUAAUUUCUUUUGAUGUUUAUUUCCUUUUGCAAUAUGAACAAUUUAAAUUGUAUUUCUUUUCAAGUAUUUUGAAUUAAUGAAGUGUGUUUAUUUCCGCAUUAUCCAUUUUUUUUGCAGUUAUUCACCAAAAAGGAUUAUUCAAAAAAAAGGUUUUACUACAAAAAAUUAAUAAAAUAUAUAUAUAUAUAUAUAUAUAUAUAUAUAUAUAUAUAUAUAUAUAUAUACUAUGUAGAUAAGACAUGGACAUAGCAUAAGCAUAACAUUCAUAUCAUGCAUAUCAUAUUUAUUUUCAAAGCAUUAAAAAGAAAAACUAUCUUUAUAUCCAGUCACACCAUUGGAGAAGACAACCAAGCAACCGCACCACCAUAUCAAACCCGGUCUCAGAAGAAGAAAGCAAUGGAACAACUAGAGCAGAAUCAAGCCGCCCUUCACGAAGAAGUAACCCAAUUGAAAGGUACUGUGGAGGAGAUUAAGGGAGGAAUGACUCAGAUGCUAAGUUUCAUGAAAGACCUCAUGGACAAACAAGAAAAGGCUAAGGAAGUUCAUGGUCAGUAUGAAGAAAUACCGGACGAUGGCAACCCGUUGUUAGGAUUUGUUCGAGGCUUUGACCCUCACAAGUCAAAUGCCCACUCCUCUAAGAGAAUCAUCAAAAUCCAGGAAGAGGGAGAAGCUUCCCAUGAGUGAUUCAUUCCAACUACUCAGAAGGAAGGGGUACCUCGCACUAUUCGCAUCCCUGCUAACAAUCCACCUAAGGAUGAGGACUACGUGGAUUUGCAAUAUGGGGAUGUGGAUGAAACAAAUCAGGGACCCUAGUAUAAGCAAACUCAAUUUGAUUCUGAAGAAAAAGCUAGGAAUAGCGGACAAAUCAAGGCGCUAGAAGAAAGGCUGAAAGCGGUAGAAGGAUAUGGCGUCUUUGACGUAGAUACUUAUGAAAUGAGCUUGGUACCAGAUUUGACUAUUCCCCAUAAGUUCAAGGUACCUAACUUUGAAAAAUAGAAAGGACUUACAUGCCCAAGAAGUCAUCUACGCAUGUACGUCAGGAAAAUGGCUGCUUAUGCCCACAAUCAAAAGCUAAUGAUGCAUUUCUUCCAAGACAGUCUAAGUGGGGCAUCUGUCGACUGGUACAUGCAAUUGGAAAAGACACAUAUCUGAAGCUGGAACGACCUUGAAAACACGUUCCUAAAACAAUACAAGUACAACCUGGAUAUGUCACCCAAUCGGAUGCAAUUGCAAAAUUUGUCACAGAAAAAGGAGGAAUCGUUCAAGGAAUAUGCCCACAGAUGGCGAGAGAUGACCUCCCGAGUCCAACCUCCUUUGUUGGAAAAAGAGCUGGUAGACAUGUUCAUGAGUACUUUGCAAGGACCAUACUACGAUAAGAUGAUCGAAAGUGUAUACUCAGGAUUCUCAGAUCUAGUGGUCAUCGGAGAAAGGAUUGAAAACGGAAUCAAAAAUGAGAAGAUACAAGGAGCAUCAUCUAAUUCUUAUCACUCAAAGAGGCCCACCUCAACCUUCGCUAAAAAGAAGGAAGGGGAGACCAAUACAGUAGUGCACCAAGAAUCUAAACCUCCUAUGUCAUUCCCACCUCAACAAAACAGGUUCCAAGGCCCUCCAAGGAAAUUCGAUCCUUUGCCCACUUCCAGAAAUGAAAUACUGAAAUACUUGAUGAGCGAGUCAUUGGUAGAGCAUAAACCUAUGCCACCUCCGCUUCCCGGAAAGGCUUCACCCAGAUUCAACCCUAAUGAAAGGUGCGAAUAUCAUGCUAAUUCUCCCGGACACAAAUUGGAAAAAUGCUGGGCUUUCAAACACAAGGUUUAAGAUUUGGUAGAGUCAGGGGCAAUUGCCUUUGACAAACCUAAUGUGAAGACGAAUCCCAUGCCUCAUCACGAUGGCACAGUCAAUGCAAUCGAGGUCGUCACUAAGUAAGAGUUAGUUCAACAACGGAGCUCCCCCAUAGAUGCCCUUAAGAGGUAUCUAUUCGCAAAGCGGUUCAUCCUAGAACAUAACGAAGCUUUUAAGGACACUCUGCAGAGGCUCAUGGAUCAAGGACUGAUUCAGCGGAAAGAACAUCCUGAAGAGGAAUAUGUGACUAUGCUAGACAGAAGGAGCCGUUGAUAAUACCCACUCAAGGGGCAAGGAAGCCCUUAAUUAUCCCCUGUUCUAAGGCACCAUUGAUUACACCCACACAAGGGCACACUAGGAUCAUCCCGAUCAGAGCUCCAUACCCUGUGGACAAAAUGAAAGCAGUUCCUUGGGAAUACGAUUUUGGUACCAAUGCUGCCGUGUCAAACAUUGUUGGGCCUGGGGGCAUGACUCGUAGCGGUCGCAUAUUCAAAGCCACACAAUCUAAUGAAAACUUGGCGCAAGCCAGUAAUCAAACUGCUGCAACACCAACUGUAGAAGGCAUACCCAAGGAUAAGGGAGCCACUGACAAGGAUGCUGAGGAAUUUCUAGCUCUGAUCAAGAAAAGUGAUUAUAGGGUGGUGGAUCAGUUACAACAUACACAGUCUAAAAUAUCACUCCUCUCACUAUUGGUACACUCCGAGAAGCAUCGAGAUGCCUUGAUGAAGAUCCUGAAUGCUGCCCAUGUGACUAAAGACAUCACCGUAAAUCAGUUCGAUGGAAUGGUGGCUAAUCUAACUGCUGGGGCAUUUCUAGGGUUUAGUGAUCAUGAGUUACCUCCACAAGGAAAAGAGCACAACAAAGCCUUGCACAUCUUGAUACAAUGUGGGAAAGCUCAUCUAUCUAGGGUUCUGAUUGAUACAGGUUCGUCACUAAACGUGAUGCCAAAAGCUACCCUCGAUAAAAUAGCUUUGGAAGGCCUAGUGGUUAGACCAAGUCGUCUGGUGGUUAAAGCUUUCGAUGGGUCACAAAGCCUAGUGUUCGGAGAAGUAGACCUCCCUAUUGUAGUGGGUCCUCACAUUUUAUGCAUCAAUUUCCAAGUAAUGGAGAUUGAACCAGCUUAUACUUGCUUAUUAGGGCGUCCUUGGAUUCACGCAGCAGGGGCAGUUACCUCUACCCUCCAUCAGAAGAUAAAAUUUGUGGAUGGGAACUCUAUAGUAACCGUCAAUGGGGAGGAGGAUAUAUUUGUUAGCAACCUGGACUCGUACCGAUACAUCGAGGUCGGAGAAGGGGGAUUAGAAACUGCAUUCCAAGCGCUAGAAAUUGCAACUGCUAUCACAUUACCUGUAGAGAAGAUACGAAGGGCGGUAACAUCCUAGAGAGACCUGCAAGACUUGAAUGUAGGAGGCUGGGGCAAAGUACCUGAAAUCCGAGAGAAGAAGGAUCGCCUGGGGCUAGGAUAUCAACCGACAAAGAUCAUAAGUGCUGCGAAGGAGGAACAACGAUUCCCCCCGAUUAUGCAGACUUUCGUGACAGGCGGAUAUGAACACGUAGCUAUGAUAUCUAGCAUGGAUCCUAAGGAGGGAACGUCCAACUUCAUCCGAAUGAUCAGACCAGGAGAGCAGCUCCAGAAUUGGACAAGCCUGGAGAUACCGGAGAUAGUUUCUAUUUCGAAGUAAUUUGCUUUUGUCGUGUGUUUAAUUUCCCUUCAAUAAAGAAAAAAAACAAUUUCGCUCAUGCCUCGCCCGAAGCAUAGAGUUUGUUUGUAAGGACCCCAUUUACUUUCAAAGUUUAAGUUUAUUAAUAAAAUUGUCAUUUGCAUUUGGUAUUGAAAACAUUGUUCUUUCUUGAAUUUACUCUUUUGAAAUGACAAAUAAAUUUCUUGCAUAAAAAAAAGCACAACCAUAAGCUGCAUACUAAAAACAAAACAUAAAACAUGUGCAGAUCACUUCCUAACACUACCGAUAAUAAUACUGCUAAAACUCAAUAUAAACUCGAGGCUCUCGCUAAUCAGUCCGAAGAAGGAGAUGAGGAAGACGAUGAACUUCCGGAAGAACUGUUGAGGUUAAUGGAUAAGGAAUCCAAAAGCAUGCUCCCUCCUCGAGAAGCCAUUGAGAUCAUAAACUUGGGUACAGACAAGGAACCUAAGGAAAUCAAGAUUGGGGCAAUGUUGAAUGAGGACGUAAAGGCAACGCUGAUCAAACUUCUCCAUGAGUAUGCAUAAAUAUUUGCUUGGUCAUAUCGUGACAUGCAAGGGUUGGAUACAGAUAUCGUCGUGCACAGGUUACCGCUCAAAGAAGGUUGUGCACCUGUCAGACAAAAGUGCAGAAGAGUUCGACACGACAUGGAUAACAAAAUCCGAGAAGAGGUACUUAAACAAUUCGACGCAGGGUUUCUUGCCGUGGUUGACUAUCCACCAUGGAUCGCCAACAUAGUGCCAGUUCCUAAGAAAGACGGGAAGGUACGCAUGUGCGUAGAUUACAGGGAUUUAAACAAAGCAAGCCCGAAAGACGACUUUCCAUACCCCACAUAGAUAUACUGGUGGACAAUACAGCGCAAGCUUCGGUAUUCUCCUUCAUGGAUGGCUUCUCUGGGUAUAAUCAAAUCAAAAUGGCCCCCUAAGACAUGGAGAAAACAACCUUCAUGAAGUCCUGGGGCACCUUUUGUUACAAGGUAAUGCCUUUUGGACUACGAAAUGCAGGGGCAACAUAUCAACGAGCCAUGGUCACACAAUUCCAUGACAUGAUUCACAAGGAAGUCGAAGUGUAUGUGGAUGACAUGAUUGCUAAGUCCUAUACGGAAGAAGAGCAUAUUACGCACCUACAAAAGAUGUUCGAACGCUUAAAGAAGUUCAAACUGAGGUUGAACCCAAACAAAUGUACGUUUGGUGUAAGGUCAGGGAAACUAUUAGGAUUCAUUGUGAGCCAACGAGGCAUAGAGGUAGAUCCUGAUAAAGUCAAAGCUAUACAAGAAAUGCCUGUUCCAAGAACGGAAAAAGAGGUUUGUGGAUUCUUGGGUCGUUUGAAUUACAUCUCAAGGUUCAUCUCACAUCUCACAGCCACGUGUGAGCCUAUAUUUAAACUACUAAGAAAAGAUCAACCAGUCAAGUGGAAUGACGAUUGUCAGGUAGCUUUCGAGACUAUAAAGAGCUACUUACUAGAACCACCAAUACUUGUACCUCCCGUCCCAGGAAGGCCGUUGAUCAUGUAUCUCACAGUCCUCGAAAGGUCUAUGGGAUGUGUAAUAGGGCAACAAGAUGAAACAGGCAGAAAAGAGCAUGCUAUUUACUACCUCAGCAAGAAAUUCACGGAUUGCAAAUCUCGGUAUUCACCAUUGGUAAAGACAUUUGGCGCCCUAGCAUGGGUCUCCAAACGUCUACAGCAAUAUAUGCUGAACCAUUCCACAUGGUUAAUAUCGAGGAUGGAUCCUUUGAAAUACGUGUUCGAAAAACAGGCUCUCACGGGAAGAGUUGCUAGAUGACAAAUGUUACUGUCAGAAUACGACAUUCAAUACGUAACUCAAAAGGCAAUAAAAGGGAGUGUACUAGCAGAACACUUGGCUCAUCAACUCCUCGAAGAAUAUCAGUCUAUGUAGUUCGACUUCCCUGACGAGGAUAUUAUGUUAGUAAGAGACUACGAAAUACCAAGACCCGACGAAGGACCUGAACCAGGGGCAAUAUGGACGCUUAUGUUCGAUGGGGCCUCAAAUGCGCUGGGACAUGGUAUAGGGGCAGUCUUGACAUCUCCUGACAAUUGUCACUUACCUUUCACUGCGAGACUGUGUUUCGACUGCACCAACAAUAUUGCAGAAUACGAAGCGUGCAUAUUGGGGUUAGAAUCUAGAAUCGAUCUAAGGAUUAAGCUACUCGAGGUGUAUGGGGAUUCAGCACUAGUAAUCCACCAAGUCAAUAAAGAAUGGGAUACUCGAGAUGCAAAACUUAUUCCAUAUAGGGACCUUAUACUAGGUUUGAUGGCCGAGUUUGAGACAAUUACUUUCACUCAUAUCCCAAGGGAAGAGAAUCAAAUGGCAGAUGCAUUAGCGACACUCUACUUUAUGUUCAAAGUAACUUGGCCAAACCACGAACCACGGAUAACGGUUAGACACUGCUUAUUGUCUCACAAUUGUGGAACAACCUGACGACAAACCCUGGUACCACGAUAUCAAGAGAUACAUGAAAAAAAAAGAAUACCCAGAGAAUGCUUCCACAAUUGACAAAAAGACACUAAGGAGGUUGGCAUCCAAAUUCUUCCUAAGUGGGAAUAUCCUAUACAAACGAAAUUAUGACUCGGUGUUACUAAGGUGUGUGGAUAAAAACGAGGCCAAGGAGAGUAUCAGAGAAGUACACGAAGGGACCUUCGGAACUCAUGCAAAUGGACACUCAAUGGCAAGAAAAAUAUUACGAGCAGGGUACUACUAGUUAACAAUGGAAGCGGACUAUUUCCAAUAUGCAAGAACAUGUCACAAAUGCCAAAUAUACGCUGACAAAGUACACGUGCCGCCGAAUUCGUUGAACGUACCGAGUUCACCAUGGCCGUUUGCAAUGUGGGGGAUUGACAUGAUAGGGAUGAUCGAAUCGAAAGCCUCUAAUGGGCACCGAUUCAUAUUGGUUGCCAUAGAUUACUUCACCAAAUGGGUGGAAGCUGCCUCCUACACCAACGUGACAAGACAAGUGGUCACCCGGUUCAUCAAGCAUAACAUCAUAUGCUGAUAUGGGGUUCCAAAUAGGAUUAACACUGACAAUGGGUCGAAUUUAAAUAACAACAUGAUGAGGGAGCUGUGCGAGGAGUUCAAAAUCGAACACCACAAUUCUUCACCAUACAUGCCUAAGAUGAAUGGCGCUGUCGAAGCUGCAAAUAAGAACAUAAAAAAGAUAACACAAAAUAUGGUGAAAACAUACAAGGACUGGCAUGAAAUGCUUCGCUUCGCCCUACACGGUUACAGAACCUCGGUACGUACAUCCACAGGGGCAACGCCUUUCUCUUUGGUUUAUGGUAUGGAAGCAGUUCUCCCUAUCGAAGUAGAGAUUCCAUCACUAAGGGUCCUGGCUGACACAAAACUAGAAGAAUCGGAAUGGGUAAAAACUAGUUUUGAUCAGCUUAAUCUCGUUGAAGAAAAGCGACUGACGGCUUUGUGUCACGGGCAACUCUAUCAGAAAAGGAUGAAAAGGGCGUUCGAUAAAAA
Molecule: messenger RNA, 25372 nt
Organism: Vicia villosa (hairy vetch)
Lineage: Eukaryota; Viridiplantae; Streptophyta; Magnoliopsida; Fabales; Fabaceae
Exons: 2
Coding region: 20587-21570 (327 amino acids)
Biological process (GO): proteolysis
Molecular function (GO): aspartic-type endopeptidase activity
Source: RefSeq, a predicted model, not a curated record